Molecule: messenger RNA, 2190 nt
Organism: Aspergillus alliaceus
Lineage: Eukaryota; Fungi; Ascomycota; Eurotiomycetes; Eurotiales; Aspergillaceae
Exons: 4
Coding region: 278-2041 (587 amino acids)
Source: RefSeq, a predicted model, not a curated record
AAUCCUAUCAUCCUGUUCGGCUUCCCCCCCCCCGAUGCUCGGACUUGCUUUUUUAGUGAUUUCUGUCCCCAUUCCACCUGUUUAGCGUUUCUACUUUUGAGAGGAUCUGUUUACGCCGUACUUUGGUUCACCCGUCGUAUCGUUACACGCUGUCUUAUUGAAUGACUUAGAUAUUUAAGAAUUUCUGCCAGCCAUCUCUCCCGCACCAUCUCCCCUUGUUUAUCUUAUUCUCAGUCUCUUCCCCUGGUCCUUUGAUCCUCUACUCCUGUCUUGAAUCAUGGCCCAAGGAGAGUUAUGGUCGACUCUAAUCACUGCAAUCGACCCUGGUAAUAUCAGAGCUAUGCCGGCUGUCCUUCAGUCAACGAUCGAUCUCUUAGAGACGGAGCUGGCCAAGGCCAGAGCUGCUCUUAAAGAGAUCCAACCUGAUACCGCACCCAUAUUGAUACCGGGAGACGAACUUGCGGUCGGAGCGAUUACAGCCUAUCGUCAAAAUCUCAUUACCCGGGCUUCGGAUUUUUACUAUGGUUCCCGCCGGCUGUCUCCAAAGGAAGUGGGCCUAGUUCCUAUCAUUCAAGAGGUUCAGGCAGGGGAAAAUGAUAGUGAGGAGUUGGAGACAAAGGUUGAAAGUAUUACUACUCUGAUCCCGCCUAAAAAGGCUUCCCUUGUGGACAUUCUCUCAAAUAGUUUGAUUCUCGAUCACAUGGCUCCAUACCUCUCGGCCCCAUCACUGCUUGCCCUUGCCUCAACAUCGCGCUUUGUUCGAACCGUGAUCAUGGAAACGCCGUAUAUUUUCCGGUAUCUUGACUUGACUCAAUUCCAUGGAGCCUGGCCUCUCAGGCAUGCACCGGGAGCCUUGGAGGCUCAAAUUGACAGUAGUGAACGCUUGGAGGAGCCCCGAACGGAGGAUGAAUACUAUUCGGCUCCUCUUAAAAGAAUCUUCACUAGCCUGGACCAGGGCUCUAUCCUUCAAGAUGUACGAACUUUGAUCUUGGAUGGUCUUCCUGUUCCCGCAGAUCUAGUUGCAGAACUUAUAGACCAGUUCAAUAUCAACAUACUGUCUAUAAGAGAGUGUCGCCAGUUAAAUGAGCGCAAACUAAUGCAAGUACUUCAGCAUGCUGUUCGGCCUUCACGUCCCAAAGGAACUCCUCGAGUGAAAGGCAUAUAUUAUUUCACCCCGGUGAGCCAGCCCAGAACUAUAAGGUACCGUGACUGGUGGAGUUCCAGGUGUGCCCACCCGUCCUUCAACAAUGCUCUAGUGACGGAAAAGGAGUUACCCCCCUCUGUUGACGCUCAUGAUAGCCUACUGCAUCGUCAAAAUGCGUGGUACCGCCCGUCUGGGAAACUUAUCCCUCGGUCGAUCGAGGAAGGCUGGGCCGAGACGAUCCAGAAAUGUGAGGGUAUCAUCUCUUUUGACGCAGUCUUGUGCCGCGGACCCCGGCAUAAUGUUAAUCUCCACACACUGUCGGGCCAUUACCAAAAUAGGCGUCAGCCUGAAGGCCAACUUCUCGGGCCAGCAAUUGCUACAGUCGCUUUAGGCCCUAGUGGGUGCGAUGGCUGCCAUACUUCGCCAGAAGGCCCGGCAGUUUGGGGUCAAUCUCCCAAUGAGCAGUUUCCUCUGCUUACACCACCCCCUUUACAUUCAUCAUGUAUAGCGGCGGCGAAACGCCCAGAGCUUAUACCCAAUGUGCACCCUAUCCUGGUGGCCCGCUGCGCGGAGUGCCUGAAUGAUCGCUGGUGCCAUCGGUGCAACAAAUGGUUCUGCGCGAAUUGCCUGCCGAGCCCUGAACGGGAGAGAACUAACCUGUCACCGCAUCAAACUGCCGUCAGAGGUCCACGCAACAACCAGGAUAUUGGUUCCUCACACGCGCGAAGGAGACUUGGACAUGGGGUGAGCAGAGACUGCUGGGAGUGUGGCCCGACAUGCGCUUCCUGCAAAACCGAGUGCCAAAGGACAUGCCAGAAUUGCCGAGGAGAGUACUGUGUUGAUCAUAAUGAAGGUUGCUCUCCGACGAUGGUAUGCUGUCAAGCCCACCUGGUAUGAUGUAGAGCCAUAAGGACUAACGCAUGUCAAUCCAGUGUGACUGGUGUAAUACUAGUGCGCGCCAUCGGUUGAGGUAGCUCUAUUAGAGCUAUAGAGAACCAAAUGGACUCUUAGACUUUGCUCAGGAUUCUUGCUUUAUGACUAUUCAU